AGCUUUACGUUCUGGCGCUGGUGGCCGCAGAGUCGCCUUCGUGACAUGUGGCGUCGCACGUGUGGCGUCAUCAGCCAUCGCCGCAAGCAUCCAUAGACGCCGCGACCUCCUGGGCUGCGGGAUUUGAUCCGAGAUGCUGCGGUUGUACCGGGCCGCUUCACAGGCCUGGCUUCGACCCUCUGGCUCCCGGGUCCUUAACUCGCUAGCUGGAGACGCGGCGCGGCCAGCCGAGACUUCGGAGCCGGGGCAUAGCGCAGGUCUCCUAGAUCCCGUGUUGCGCAAGUGCGAGCACCGGAUCCCGGCGCCCCGACGCCCGGUACAGGCCUGGGUCGAGUCUCUGCGAGGCUUCGAGCAGGAGCGCGUCGGCCUGACGGAGUUGCACCCCGACGUGUUUGCCACGGCGCCCCGGCUGGACAUUCUGCACCAGGUUGCCAUCUGGCAGAGGAACUUCAAGAGAAUCAGCUAUGCUAAGACCAAGACCAGGGCCGAGGUGAGUGGUGGUGGCCGCAAGCCCUGGCAACAAAAAGGCAGUGGCCGUGCCCGGCAUGGCAGCAUCCGUUCCCCCAUAUGGCGGGGAGGAGGCGUAGCCCAUGGUCCCCGGGGCCCUACAAGUUACUACUACAUGUUGCCCAUGAAAGUGCGAGUACUGGGCCUCAAGGUGGCCUUGACUACCAAGCUGAUGCAGGAUGACCUACACAUUGUGGAUUCUCUGGAGCUACCCACUACAGACCCCCGGUACCUGACCGAGCUGGCCCAGUACCGUCACUGGGGGAAUUCCGUGCUCCUUGUAGACCUGACACAUGAGGAGAUGCCCAAGAAUGUCGUGGCGGCCACCUCGGGCCUCAAAAGCUUCAACCUGAUUCCCGCAGUUGGCCUGAAUGUGUACAGCAUGCUCAAACACCAGACUCUGGUCCUCACCCUGCCUUCCAUCGCCUUCCUGGAGGACAAGCUACUCUGGCAGGAUUCAAGAUACACACCGCUCUACCCCUUCCGCUUACCCUACAGUGACUUCCCCUAACCCUGUCCUGGUCACCUGGGGCCCAGGUCAGCAUACCAGCCAUCCUGCAAAGAAGCUGUUCCUUGGAAGCUGUUGGGCCUUGAUGCCACGAGAGGAUAACUACACAGAACCAAGAUGAGUGUCUGCCUAGGAUCUCUUUUGUCACAUCAAAAAUAAGCUUUAUUUUUCACAAGACUUGGAAAGGAGCUGGCCACUGCUGUGGGAUCCCAUCAGCUCUUAGGCUGUUCAUCCAGUGCUGGGCAUCUUUGGUGCCUCUCCUCCAGGGCUCACAGCCUGCUUUGAUACAACUGCCAGGACGACUUUCUC
Molecule: messenger RNA, 1324 nt
Organism: Acomys russatus (golden spiny mouse)
Lineage: Eukaryota; Metazoa; Chordata; Mammalia; Rodentia; Muridae
Gene: Mrpl4
Product: mitochondrial ribosomal protein L4
Exons: 9
Coding region: 134-1018 (294 amino acids)
Biological process (GO): translation
Cellular component (GO): ribosome
Molecular function (GO): structural constituent of ribosome
Source: RefSeq, a predicted model, not a curated record